AUGACGUAUGUUUUGUUGAUAUAAAAGAAAUGGCGAUUUCACGUGGGAGGUCUUUCUUCCAGAUCCGCAAGUCUAACAAAUUCCUCUUCGUUAGCGACAUCUUCAAUCCUUCCUCCUGCACUCUCGCAUCUAACAUUCAUACCGUCUCGAAAACUUCCAGAAACCUGCUCACGUGAACAAUCUCUCCUCCCUGUUACUCACCUGUUUGCAUGGUCUCCGCUUCUGACGCGGAAUUGUCCGCGUACCGCCCAUACUAUUAAAUCAGGCACGAUAAGACUUGCUGCUCGUUCCGAUAUAAAAAGGUCUGACUGUGCCCAUCCUGUCACUUCGUCUUCUCUGUCCUCUCAAGAUGAACUCGCUCACUUUGUUCGCUGCUCUUUUCCUCGUGUUCUCCGUGUCGGCUGCUCCGGCAGACUUGGCUGCUCCGGCAGACUUGGCUGCUCCGGCAGACUUGGCAGCCGAUGGUUCCCCCUCAGUCCACGCAGUUACUCCUGCUGUCACACCCACGGUGGCUUCAAAUUCGACGUUCACCGCUGCUCGACUUCCUCCGAACGCCACUGUUACUCCUGCUGUCACACCCACGGUGGCUUCAAAUUCGACGUUCACCGCUGCUCGACUUCCUCCGAACGCCACUGUUACUCCUGCUGUCACACCCACGGUGGCUUCAAAUUCGACGUUCACCGCUGCUCCACUUCCUCCGAACGCCACUGUUACUCCUGCUGUCACACCCACGGUGGCUUCAAAUUCGACGUUCACCGCUGCUCCACUUCCCCCGAACGCCACUGUUACUCCUGCUGUCACACCCACGGUGGCUUCAAAUUCGACGUUCACCGCUGCUCGACUUCCUCCGAACGCCACUGUUACUCCUGCUGUCACACCCACGGUGGCUUCAAAUUCGACGUUCACCGCUGCUCGACUUCCUCCGAACGCCACUGUUACUCCUGCUGUCACACCCACGGUGGCUUCAAAUUCGACGUUCACCGCUGCUCGACUUCCUCCGAACGCCACUGUUACUCCUGCUGUCACACCCACGGUGGCUUCAAAUUCGACGUUCACCGCUGCUCCACUUCCCCCGAACGCCACUGUUACUCCUGCUGUCACACCCACGGUGGCUUCAAAUUCGACGUUCACCGCUGCUCCACUUCCCCGAACGCCACUGUUACUCCUGCUGUCACACCCACGGUGGCUUCAAAUUCGACGCCCACCGCUGCUCCACUUCCCCGAACGCCACUGUUACUCCUGCUGUCACACCCACGGUGGCUUCAAAUUCGACGUUCACCGCUGCUCCACUUCCCCCGAACGCCACUGUUACUCCUGCUGUCACACCCACGGUGGCUUCAAAUUCGACGUUCACCGCUGCUCCACUUCCCCGAACGCCACUGUUACUCCUGCUGUCACACCCACGGUGGCUUCAAAUUCGACGUUCACCGCUGCUCCACUUCCCCGAACGCCACUGUUACUCCUGCUGUCACACCCACGGUGGCUUCAAAUUCGACGUUCACCGCUGCUCCACUUCCCCCGAACGCCACUGUUACUCCUGCUGUCACACCCACGGUGGCUUCAAAUUCGACGUUCACCGCUGCUCCACUUCCCCCGAACGCCACUGUUACUCCUGCUGUCACACCCACGGUGGCUUCAAAUUCGACGUUCACCGCUGCUCCACUUCCCCCGAACGCCACUGUUACUCCUGCUGUCACACCCACGGUGGCUUCAAAUUCGACGUUCACCGCUGCUCCACUUCCUCCGAACGCCACUGUUACUCCUGCUGUCACACCCACGGUGGCUUCAAAUUCGACGUUCACCGCUGCUCCACUUCCUCCGAACGCCACUGUUACUCCUGCUGUCACACCCACGGUGGCUUCAAAUUCGACGUUCACCGCUGCUCCACUUCCCCCGAACGCCACUGUUACUCCUGCUGUCACACCCACGGUGGCUUCAAAUUCGACGUUCACCGCUGCUCCACUUCCCCCGAACGCCACUGUUACUCCUGCUGUCACACCCACGGUGGCUUCAAAUUCGACGCCCACCGCUGCUCCAUUUCCCCCGGUCGCCACUUCCAUCUCAACCGUUCCGGCCAGUAACAACGGAGCCUCCGUCACAACUCCAGCCCCCACCCAGCCAGUGCCAGCGAACAAUGGAACUUCGGUGACGACCGUCGCUCCAAUCAAUCCAAACUUCACGGUCACUCAAGUGUCCUCGACGACAUUCGGUAAGUUCCUUACAACGUUUUUCAUAGCACAACCCAACUCUGAAAUAUUUCAGCAACGACGACACAGUCCGCGCAAGGAGCUUCCCUCUUCUUUUCGUUGGUGCCAAUUGCUCUCUACCUCAAACUCUGA
Molecule: messenger RNA, 2339 nt
Organism: Caenorhabditis sp. 36 PRJEB53466
Lineage: Eukaryota; Metazoa; Nematoda; Chromadorea; Rhabditida; Rhabditidae
Source: the annotation of a GenBank genome assembly